UCGUGUGACUUUUGCUGGAGAGCAGCUUCCUGACCGCGCUGACACUGCGGGGUUGAAGCGGGGGCCACCAGGGGCCCUCCUGAUUUGAAACAAGUGGCCUGCGCCUUUUAGGUGACGGGGGACUGUGUAACAUGAGCAGGGAUGAAAACUGUGCGCUGGAUCCGGCUGCCAGUGCAGAUGCUGUUCGCCAAAGAGAGAGAGAGGAGGUGCAUGAUGGACCCCGUCACAGCGCUGCUCAUCCUGGUCACAACUUUGCCGUUUUGCUCAGCUGUCUACGACGGGCCGCUCCAACCGGAGAUAUCCAACGGCACCUUCCAUCACUUCUUUGUUCCGGACGGGGAUUACGAGGAGACUGAAGACCCGGAGGAGUGCCAGAUGCUGUUUAAGUUCUCCGAUGUGUAUCCAUGCGGGGCCUCUGAAGAGAGGGACUCCGUGGUGCGGGACGACUUCAUCAUAACCAAGCUGCAGGCGGAGGACGCAGCGCGGCUACUGGAGGGCAUCGGCCGGACUGUGGCGCACGACCUGGACGGAGAGGACACCUACGGCAAGUUCCUCCAGCGAGAGGUCUCCCAGAUCGGCGAGGCGUUCUCAAGCGUGGACAAGUCUCUGCAGGAGCUGGAAGUGAAGUUUAAACAGAGUCAAGAGACUGAGCUGAGAGAGGAGCAACAGCUGAACGGCUACGUAAUGAAGCAAGUGAGUGACAUCAGGGACGCUCUGAGGUCCACUACGGACAUCUCUGUGGGACUUAAAGAUAAACACGAGCUUCUGUCUCUUAUCAUCCGCAGCCACGGCACCAGACUGAGCCGCCUGAAGACAGAGUAUCUUAAUGUUGGCUCAUAGUGGGCUUACUGCAGCUUGCUGUCUCUGGGGGACUACAUUUCAGACUGCAGAAUUGAUAGAAUUGGGAGGGCUUGUCGAAUUGGGGGCAUAAGCUGAAAUGAAUGCAAGUCUAUGUAAUGUGUCCAAAAGUGACAUGAAUCACAGUGAGUGUGUGUGUGUGUGUGUGUGAGAGAGAGAGAGAGAGGACCCUCCAGUUCAACAAACAACUGGAAAGUUGAUUGCGGCUUAUGAAUAUUCUUCCUGAGUAUCUCGAAUAUCCUUCACCUUGGGUUAUCCCCAUUCCUUCAACAUGUGUCAUUAAAUGGAGCUGGAACAAAAACAUCUCCAAGUUCCUCUGAGUCAGGAGGGACAACAGGAAAUGUGGACAUGAAUUAUGUCUUCAUGGAGCUUUGGGUGCCACCGCUGAGGAGAAGUUUUAAUCAGGAGGGAGUGUGAAAACAAAAGCCCCCUGAGUGGAUUUAUCAGCCUUUUAAUCAAUAAUAUAUCAGCAAUUUGGUCUGUGGGUUAUUACUGAUCAAAUAAUUCAUCACAUACGUUUUUAAUUUGCCUUUUAUUUUUAAAGUAAGACAACAUAUGUUUCACCAACAUCGGUGCUCUGCUGCUCAUGUGUCCUGAAGCGUUUGUUACGUUGCCAUGCAGUGUUGUACUGUAAAAACCAUCUCCGCCCUUUGAAGACUGAAAACCUUUGAAAUCUGAACUUUUGAUUUUCCUCCUCUGUCAUGUCUUCUACGUCACAGUGUUUGUUGUUGGCACAAGUGCCAGACUUGACUGGUCUGUCAAGUGGCCCUGGUUAAUUGGCGUCUGAAGUCUGUCACUGCCUCCCACUUCCAUCUGGAAACAAUCUACUCAAGUAUGAAAUAUGUUUGUCCGGAGACAGUCGCUCUCAGCUUUAUCUACUCUUUGGUCUGUCGUGAUCUCUAAUAUUUGUGGUGAUAUGAAAUAUUGUGUGUUGACAUUUUGAGUUGAUUGUAUGAUGCAGUUUUAGUAAAAAAAAAAAAAAAAAAAAA
This is a messenger RNA of Scatophagus argus, 1847 nucleotides long. It is a transcript of the gene fibina, whose product is annotated as fin bud initiation factor a. The record is from RefSeq and is a predicted model, not a curated record. The transcript has a single exon. Bases 142 to 840 code for a protein of 232 amino acids. Lineage: Eukaryota; Metazoa; Chordata; Actinopteri; Scatophagidae.